CCCCUCAGGUUGCGCGUGGUGGCCGUGUCCCUGUGCCUGUGGGGCAGCGUCAGCGCCGUGGCCGCGGCCAGAGGGACCCUGAGCGGCCUGGGGGGUGUGGCUCUGGGCAGUGCGGGGGCGGGGCUUGGUGAGGUCACGUUCCUGACCUUGGCGUCCUCCUAUCCCAGCAGCUCCGGGCUCUCCCAUUGGUCGUCGGGGACGGGCGCGGCCGGACUGGGCGGAGCUUUGGGGUUCUGGGCCUUGAGGGUGUGGCUGCCCCUCCCCCACGCGCUGCUGCCCUUCCUGGCCCUGCCCCCGCUGAUGCUGCUCAGUUUUUUCUUCCUGCUGGGCCCGGCCCCUCCCCCAGGCCGGAUCCGCCCCUCCCCCACCCCGACGAAGGGGGCGGGGCCAGAGAGGAGAAAUGGGGCGUGGCCAAGGCCGUUUUAUGCCAGGGGGCGCCGCUGGGCCUCGUUUACUUCGCCGAGUACUUCGUUAACCAGGGGCUGAUGGAGCUGCUCUACUUCCCGUCCUCGCCCCUCCCCCACAGCGCCCAGUACCGAACGCUGCAGCUGCUGUACCAGGCCGGCGUUUUCCUCUCGCGCUCGUCCCUGCGCUGCCUCCGCCUGCGGCGCCUCUGGGGGCUGGCGCUGGCCCAGGUGCUGCUGGCCUCGUUCCUAUUGGCCGCCGUGGCUGUCAAUCACCUCCUGCCCGGGCUGGGCGUGGCCGCGGCGCUGGCGCUGGGGGAGGGGCUUGUGGGGGCGGGGCCUACGGGAACGCCUUCAGCAACCUGGGAGAGCAGGUGCCCCUCCCCCGGCGGCCGCUGGCCAUCGCUGUGGUCACUCUGGGGGCCGAGGUGGCCAUCGCCGCGGCCGGAGCGGCCGGAAUGGGGGCGCACGCGGCGUUCUGCGGCCGGGAGUGACCACGGAGUGACCACUGAGUGACCGCUGACCAUGGAGUGACCACUGACGUGACCACCGAGUGACCACGGAGUGACCACUGACCAUGGAGUGACCACGGAGUGACCACUGAGUGACCACC
Messenger RNA from Melospiza melodia melodia, 1017 nucleotides. RefSeq names its product CLN3 lysosomal/endosomal transmembrane protein, battenin (gene CLN3). Gene Ontology annotation, cellular component: membrane; lysosome. The transcript is spliced from 9 exons. The coding region runs from base 486 to 920 and encodes 144 amino acids. Lineage: Eukaryota; Metazoa; Chordata; Aves; Passeriformes; Passerellidae. Gene Ontology annotation, biological process: lysosome organization; regulation of intracellular pH. The record is from RefSeq and is a predicted model, not a curated record.